AUUGGCAUCAAUACUUUUCUAAUCGGUCAAGUAGCUUCCGAGAUAUUAAAUAUUGAGAACUAGGAAAGUUGAAGUUUAACCGGCACGGCAACCCCGGAUUUUUAUUUUUUUGAUAUUCCUCCUUACACUGCGGCAAAUUCCAUUUGGAAGAGUAACGGAACUAGUCCAAAUGACGCAGUGCCCGUUAUUCUUCCAAAUGGAAUAUUCCCGCAGUGCAAGGGUAUAUAAAACCCGCUGGCAACUCCGCUGCCAACCGAUUUACAUUCUAGAAUUGACAGCGGGCGAAAAGGUAGCGCUGAAUCUGACAAAGUUUUGAUCUAAUAAAAAAAAAGGAAGUUACUCUAAGACGGUGAAGUGAGUGAAAAAAAAAGAUUUGGAGUGAACAAUUAACAGUGUUCGCGUUAAAAUAGCGCAAGUGGGGUAGAAGGUGGACUCCAGGUGUACAAAAGAAAAGGAGUGCUAGGAUCCGUAUGGUACGCGAUUGGGUGCUCCAACAGCAACAUAUCCCAUUGAUAGCAACCGCCGGCUACAUUGAAGUAGUUAAGGGUAUAAGUGCUGAGGUAAAGUGGACAAAACAACCGCAGGCUACGAAGUCCGGGGUGUCGAAACUGCGGCACAUACAAACACUUAUAUGCAUAUGUCUAAAUGUUGCGCACGGAAUUACCCCAGAUGAAAGGCUUGAGCCCUACUUACUAUUGGAAAAUUCAUCUAGAACGGUUCCUCAUAAAUUGCGACGUAGUUCAUUAGAGCUGCAAUACGCUUUAAACUUUGUAAAAUCUCUUUUAUUUCCUCUAGAAUCCAUUAGGGAUUAGUCCGUAUA
This is a messenger RNA of Rhagoletis pomonella (apple maggot), 820 nucleotides long. RefSeq lists its product as uncharacterized. The transcript has 2 exons. Bases 471 to 812 code for a protein of 113 amino acids. The record is from RefSeq and is a predicted model, not a curated record. Lineage: Eukaryota; Metazoa; Arthropoda; Insecta; Diptera; Tephritidae.